Molecule: messenger RNA, 605 nt
Organism: Paralichthys olivaceus (Japanese flounder)
Lineage: Eukaryota; Metazoa; Chordata; Actinopteri; Pleuronectiformes; Paralichthyidae
Source: RefSeq, a predicted model, not a curated record
CUUCACCUGGCUGCUCGUCUCUCUCAGCCUCUCGAAGCGUCUCAUUCCACCUCAAGCCUCUCCCUCCACUUCUGUCCUCCUCAAGGAGCUGCUGCCGCUCACUCACUCCACGUCCUGUGCCUGUCUCUGCAGUGUGGUGGAGCACCGCAGGAGAGCAGGAUGCCUGCUGGGAGAGGAGGGGUCGGAGCCGGGUCAGGACUCGGCUGCGGGACAGCUCUUCGCUCUGGGCUGUGGACGACGCUGGCGUGGGGCGUUGUGGUGCUGCUGGCAGGUGGUGGAUGUGCGGAGGCGUGCCCGGCUCUGUGCAGCUGCCUGGGGAACACGGUGGACUGUCACGGCCUGGGGAUCCACUCCGUACCCAAGAACAUCCCCAGAGGGACCGAGAGGCUUGACCUGAACGGAAACAACCUGACAGUCAUCACCAAGACGGACUUCUCUGGUCUCAAACACCUCAGAGUUCUACAUCUAAUGGAGAACCAGAUCGGUAACGUUGAGAGGGGAGCGUUUGAUGAGCUGAGGGAGCUGGAACGACUUCGUCUCAACAAGAAUCAUCUCAGUCAACUUCCAGAGCUGCUGUUCCAGAAGAAUGAAGCUCUGUCUCGACU